AUGACUAAUUUAGUAAGAUUUACAUUUCCAUCAUCUGUUACAAAUAUUCCUAAUAAUUGUUUUUUAAAAUGCACUAAAUUAUCUCAGAUUGAUAUUCCAUUUGAUAGCAAUAUUACAAGUAUUGGGAAAUGGAUCCUUCACGCAACGUUAGUAACAGAAUUUAAUAUUCCUGCUAAAGUAAACAAUAUUGCAAGUGCUUUUCUUGAGUAUUCAAAUCUUCAAUCUCUUUCUGCGGAUAGAUUGAAUCAAUAUUUUUAUGUUCAAAAUUCAAUAUUGAUUGAAGCAAGUUCAAAGACUGUUCACAGUUAUCCUCCGAAGAAAUCAGGACCAGUCACUAUUCCAGAAGGAAUAAAUUCAAUCGGAUAUGCAUCAUUCUCUUCGUGUAAAAUUACUUCUGUGACUUUUCCAACUAACUUGACUUUGAUUAGUGAUUUAGCAUUUCAAGACACAAGACUUUCUGAAGUUAUUAUUCCUGAUUCAGUUUCUUCAAUCGGAGGCUCUGCUUUUGCAUUAUGUUCAUCAUUAAAAUACGUUAAAUUACCAAAUAAACUUGUUUCAUUAAGAUCAAACUGUUUCAAACGAACUAAUCUUUCAUCGAUAGAUUUACCGGAUACUCUCAAAAUUAUAAAUGAAAAUUGUUUUAUUGAAUGUCCGAACUUGAAAGAGGUUGUAUUGCCUGAGAAUUUAGAUACUUUGAAUGGAAAAGUUUUUGAUACUACGACAAAUCUUGUAUUCAAACAAAACUCCAAUUUUUAUAUAAACCAAGAUUAUGUCAUUCUUACAAAAGACAAUUCAACAUUAGUUCAAUACAUUGGAGGAAAUGAAGCUAAAGAAAUUUCUGUUCAUUCUAAUGUUAAUGAAAUAAAAGCAUCAGCUUUCUCUAAUAAAAAUUUGUUGGCAAAAGUUAUUUUUACAUCCGAUUCUAAAUUACGAAUUAUUCAAAAUAAUGCAUUUUAUAACUGUCAAAACAUGAAAUUUAUUGAGUUACCUGCACAACUUACUAUAAUUAAAGACAGUGCAUUCUUUAAUUGUAGUAAAUUGGAAUCUAUUUCAUUGAGUUUUUGUGAUACAAUAGGAAUAAGUUCAUUUGAAAACUGUAAAAAUUUAAAAUCAGUGUCAAUGGAAGAUAGUCCUUUAACAUCGAUCCCAAAGAGCUGUUUUUCCGGAUGUUCUAGUUUAACUAAUAUCAAACUCCCAUCUUUAUUGACUACUAUUGAUCAAUCAUCAUUUUUUGGAUGUUCAUCCCUAUCAAAGGUAACAUUCCAUGAUAAAAUUUCUUCAAUUGGAGAUAGUAGUUUUAAACAAUGUAAUCUCCAACAAGUGGAUAUCAGUUUCUGUAUCAAUCUCACUGAAAUAACAGAAAAUUGUUUCAGUGAUAAUUUAUUACUAACUGAAAUCAAACUUCCGCAAAAUAUUACAACGCUUGGUUCAUAUUGUUUCAGUAAUACUGGAUUAAAAGAAUUUACUUGUCCAUUGUCACUUCAAAGAAUCAAUUCAAAUUCGUUCAUGUCAUGUGAAUCUCUUUCAACAUUAAUAAUUCCAUCUGAUUGUAAACUUAAUUUCAUUGGUGCUGGUUCCUUUAGGAAUUGUUUCAGCAUUUCCAAUAUUUCUUGUAAUAGUAAGAAUUAUAAAGUUAUUACGGGUGCUCUUUUUGAUAGCGCAUUAUCAUCGCUUAUUUUGUUCCCACCUGCAUCAGAUGUUAAGUUCUUUUCACUUCCUGGAACUACAACAAACAUUGGUGAAGGUGCAUUCAUGAGCUGCAUAAAUCUUCUCAGUAUUAUGAUUCCAAGCAACAGUGUCCAACAGAUAUCACAAAAUGCUUUUGAAGGAUGUCGAAAUCUAAAGAUGAUUAAUAUUCCUAUUUGCGUAAAGAUCAUUGGGCAAGAUGCAUUCAAAGAUUGUGAUCAACUUUCAUGUGGCUGCCAGAUUGAGAACAGAAACAAAACAUUUCUUUUUGAACUAAUUGAAAAGAGUAAACUUCCAAGACGAUGCAUCAAAAACUGUGAAGAAUUAUGUUCAUUCAAAAAUAUGAAAUGUAUAACAUCUCAAUUUUUAAUUCAUCCAUUCAUUGUUAUGUUAUUAUAA
This is a messenger RNA of Trichomonas vaginalis G3, 2085 nucleotides long. RefSeq names its product antigen BSP-related family. The coding region runs from base 1 to 2085 and encodes 694 amino acids. The record is from RefSeq and is a predicted model, not a curated record. Lineage: Eukaryota; Parabasalia; Trichomonadida; Trichomonadidae. The transcript has a single exon.